Penaeus monodon (black tiger shrimp) is the source of this 3304-nucleotide messenger RNA. RefSeq names its product GPI mannosyltransferase 3-like (gene PIG-B). Gene Ontology annotation, molecular function: alpha-1,2-mannosyltransferase activity. The record is from RefSeq and is a predicted model, not a curated record. NCBI's taxonomy places the organism in Eukaryota, Metazoa, Arthropoda, Malacostraca, Decapoda, Penaeidae. The coding region runs from base 1726 to 3270 and encodes 514 amino acids. Gene Ontology annotation, cellular component: endoplasmic reticulum membrane. Gene Ontology annotation, biological process: GPI anchor biosynthetic process. The transcript is spliced from 9 exons.
AAACUUGAAAUAGAAUAUGGAAUAGCCAUUUAUGGAAAUGCAAAAAACACUGAAUUAAAAAAAAAUAGAAACAAUACAAAAUUUAGCAUUAAGGAUAGCAACAGGAUGUUUUAGAUCCACCCCAAUAGUAUCCCUUCAUGCAUUAACUAACAAUAUACCAAUAGAAGUAAGAAAAAAAGAAAUAGAACGUAUACAGUGAGCAAAAAUACUAGAGAAACCAGAUAACACACCAAGUAAACAAAUUGCAAUAAAUAAUAUCAAAGAAUAUAAUCCAAGAAAAGACAAAAGAACAUUAACUUACAGAGCACUAGAAACCUGUAAAGUAUUCAGAAUCAAUAUAACAACUAAGAAAAUACAGAAUAUAACCCCAGUACCACCAUGGUAUGACAUCUCUCUAUAGGUAAAAACUCAGUUUAUGAACAGCACAUCAAAAGACCUUCCAGAACAAAUAAUUAAGAAAACUGUUUCAAAUGUUAGAAAAUAUAACAUAUAGAGAACAACAACAAAAAUUCACAGAUGUUUCUAAAAUAAAGGAGCCAAAUUCAACUUCAGCAGCAAUAUAUAUUCAAGAUACAAACAUCACAAUAAUCUGAACGUUACCAAAAAUACAAAUAUCACUGUUAUUUGCAUUAAAACAAGGUUUAGAAUACAUUCAAAAUAACAAAUGCGGUAAUCUUCACAGAUUCCCAUUCAGCAUUACAGUUAACAGUAAACCACAAACUCAAAAAACACAAACAAAUCACCCAUGAAAUACAACAGACAAUACACACAUUAUCAAAACAGAAACAGAAUAUCAAAUUACAAUGGAUCCCAUCACAUAAAGGCAUUAGAGGCAAUAAAAUAGUAGAUCAAGCAGCAAAAAAAGCACACAAACUAAUAAAUCCCACUGCUAUAACAAGAGACAUUAACUAUCUGAUAAAAGAAAUAAAAAACAAAAACAGAAAAACAUGGGAAGAAAAACUAUCAGAAAUAUUAAACACAGGAAACUACUACAUCAAAGAACAAACCAAAUCACUGGUCAAGAUAAAAAAACAGAAAACUAGAUGUUUGUUUAAUACGUAUAACAAGACUAAAACAACAUCUAUAUAAACUAAAAAUGGAAACAGAUCCAACAUGGUGCCAAUAUGAACAAGAAAUUAUACAACACCUAACACUCCAGUGCCCAAGAUUUAACUCUCACAGAAUAAAAUUAUUUAAAUCUUUAAAAAAAUAUAUAAAUAAAUAAUACAAAUAUGUCUCUUUAAUAACUGGAGCAGAACAUACACCAGCUAAGAAAUCCUACAUAUUAAGACACCAGAAGAUCUUACACUGAUAGAAACUAAUAGAUAUAAUAUAAAAGCUCCAAUCAACAAAGAAGAACGAAGAAGCACAGAUCCAGGGAAUAUAGACUUCAAAAGUCUAAAACCCCAUAAAAGAAGAAGGAGGAGGAGGAGGGACAUUCAAUUGAACCGUCAUAGAGCAAACUUUCAUUCUGGCAAAGGCAAAUAAAAGUGUAGUGAUAUGGAUAUAUGGAUGCUGUAAUCACCCCUAACACAGGAAAGACUCCUGGUACAGCUGUACAAAUGGACAAUGAAGCCUUAAAUAACAGAAGAUGUAAGAACAGCUACAGUGAUAGUAGGAAACCCACCCUUCAAGCAACAUCAGACCGAAGAAACCGGAAAGAACUUACUGUAGGACUAGUCGGUGGUGAAUACCAACAUUGAAGCCAAUAUACAAGCUAGAAAAAUGAUCCCCAGGCCUUUGUGGACCUUCCUGUUGGUGAGGCUGUCAAGCGUUUUCCUUGUACAAACUUGGUUUGUUGCUGAUGAAUACUGGCAGGCUACAGAGGUUGCCCAUAAUAUUGCUUUUGGGUAUGGUUACCUCACCUGGGAAUGGAAGGAAGGUCUUCGGAGCAUCUUGUAUCCCGGUGUCCUUGCCUGCUUGUACAAGGUGUUGGCUGUCUUUAGUUUGGAUUAUCCUUUGUUAUUGAUUCACCUGCCUAGAGUUCUUCAUGCUUGUGCAUUUGCUGUUGGAGAUUUCUUCACUUGGAAAUUGUCACAGAAACUUUACAACAAGGAUGCAGCUCAUUGGACCUACGUGUGCCUGAUGUCUUCCUGGUUCUUGGAGUACUGUGCCCCUCGAACUCUCACUUCAUGCUUGGAAAUGGUUUUGACAUCUGUUGCCCUCUGGUUUUAUCCAUGGAAGAGUAAAAGAGAGAGUUGCAAUGUUAGUUACCUGUGGCUUGUUGGCAUCUCCUGCAUAUUGCGACCAACAUCUGCGGUCCUUUUUGUCCCUCUGUGUUUGCAUCAUGUCUGGGCCUCCAAUAGUCGACUUUGGCUCACAGUCAAGUUCAGUGCCAUUAUAUUUGCAGUCUUGGCCCUCUCAAUUGGCUUGGACUCCUGGUAUUAUGGACAGCUAGUGGUUGUUCCAUGGCGCUUUGCCCACUUCAACAUCGCAUCUGGAUUGGCAGCACACUAUGGCACCCACCCUUGGCACUGGUACCUGACACAAGGCCUUCCAGCCACCUUGACUAUUCAUAUUGUGCCCUUUCUCUUAGGGGCUGUGUGUCACUCGAGGAGGCACAAGCAUCUGCUGCCACUUUGCGUCUGGUCAAUUUUUGUGUAUAGCUGUCUUGGUCACAAGGAGUUCCGAUUCCUGUUGCCAGUUCUUCCUCUCUGCUUGUGCAUUGCAGGUGACUAUAUUGCAGUCACAAUUGCAAGCCUAUCAAAGAAGAAAGACCUAUCCUCUAAGCAAUGGAGUCUCAUAGUGGCUGCAUCAUUAUGGAUUCCAAACAUUUUAGCCAUGAUAUAUCUUGGGCUGUUCCACCAAAGAGGACCCUUGGACACCAUGACUGUUAUAGAACAGGAGUUGAACACUGUAAAGGAACCAGAUGUGCUAUUCCUCAUGCCUUGUCAUUCCACACCUUACUAUGGACAUUUGCAUAGAAAUAUAUCAAUGAGAUUCUUGACCUGUGAACCAAAUCUGAAACAUCAAGAGAAUUACAUUGACGAAGCAGACAUCUUUGAAAGGAACCCCAUGUCUUGGCUGCAACAAGAGUACAAAAGUAUUACAACACAGGAUUCCAAUAUCAGUCACCACAAAUUGCAUGAAGGGAAAAGAAACUCACUAGGCAAGAGUUUUCCUUCACAUGUGGUUUUAUUUGAUGUUUUAGUUGACAGGGUUUAUGAUUUUCUCAGUGGAAAUGGAUUUCAAAAAUGCCAUGAGAUAUUUCAUGCCCACGUUGAAGAUGGGAGACGAGGGAGGUUUAUCCAUAUCUACUGCAGAGUGUAAGUGAUGGAGUCAACUGCUUAAUUUAUCUGUUCAU